This is a messenger RNA of Emys orbicularis (European pond turtle), 3030 nucleotides long. It is a transcript of the gene MIB1, whose product is annotated as MIB E3 ubiquitin protein ligase 1. Gene Ontology annotation, cellular component: cytoplasm. The record is from RefSeq and is a predicted model, not a curated record. Lineage: Eukaryota; Metazoa; Chordata; Testudines; Emydidae. The transcript is spliced from 21 exons. The coding region runs from base 1 to 3021 and encodes 1006 amino acids. Gene Ontology annotation, molecular function: zinc ion binding; ubiquitin-protein transferase activity; protein binding. Gene Ontology annotation, biological process: protein ubiquitination; Notch signaling pathway; endocytosis.
AUGAGCAGCGCCAGGAACAACCGCGUGAUGGUGGAGGGGGUCGGGGCCCGGGUGGUGCGGGGCCCGGACUGGAAGUGGGGGAAGCAGGACGGCGGCGAGGGCCACGUGGGCACCGUGCGCAGCUUCGAGAGCCCGGAGGAGGUGGUGGUGGUUUGGGACAACGGCACCGCGGCCAAUUACCGCUGCUCCGGGGCCUACGACCUGCGCAUCCUGGACAGCGCGCCCACCGGUAUCAAGCAUGAUGGAACUAUGUGUGAUACUUGUCGACAGCAACCAAUCAUUGGCAUCAGAUGGAAAUGUGCUGAAUGCACAAAUUAUGACUUAUGCACAGUCUGUUAUCAUGGGGACAAACAUCACCUGAGGCAUCGUUUUUAUAGAAUAACCACACCAGGAAGUGAAAGGGUGCUGUUAGAGUCUCGUCGUAAAUCAAAGAAAAUUACAGCAAGAGGAAUCUUUGCAGGUGCCAGGGUGGUACGAGGAGUUGAUUGGCAAUGGGAAGAUCAAGAUGGUGGCAAUGGACGUAGGGGGAAGGUAACUGAAAUCCAGGACUGGAGUGCAUCAAGCCCACACAGUGCAGCAUAUGUUUUAUGGGACAAUGGCGCUAAAAAUCUUUACAGAGUUGGCUUCGAGGGCAUGUCUGACCUGAAAUGUGUUCAGGAUGCCAAAGGAGGCUCUUUCUACAGGGACCACUGUCCUGUGCUAGGUGAGCAAAAUGGUAACAGGAAUCCUGGUGGGUUGCAGAUUGGUGAUCUGGUAAACAUUGACCUUGAUUUAGAAAUUGUACAGUCUUUGCAGCAUGGUCAUGGGGGAUGGACUGAUGGCAUGUUUGAGACCUUAACCACCACUGGCACAGUUUGUGGCAUUGAUGAAGAUCAUGACAUAGUAGUACAGUAUCCAAGCGGCAACAGGUGGACAUUUAAUCCAGCUGUUCUCACCAAAGCCAAUGUUGUCCGAAGUGGAGAUGCUGCUCAAGGUGCAGAAGGAGGUACCUCACAGUUUCAAGUGGGUGACCUUGUUCAAGUUUGUUAUGAUUUAGAACGAAUCAAGCUUCUUCAAAGAGGUCAUGGAGAAUGGGCUGAAGCAAUGCUCCCUACUUUAGGUAAAGUUGGCCGGGUCCAGCAGAUUUAUUCAGACAGUGACUUAAAGGUAGAGGUUUGUGGGACCUCUUGGACAUACAAUCCAGCAGCUGUCUCAAAGGUGGCAUCAGCAGGAUCAGCUAUAAGCAAUGCAUCUGGUGAGAGAUUGUCCCAACUUUUGAAGAAACUGUUCGAAACACAAGAAUCUGGGGACCUCAAUGAAGAACUUGUUAAAGCUGCUGCUAAUGGAGAUGUAGCUAAAGUGGAAGAUUUGCUAAAGAGACCGGAUGUGGAUGUGAAUGGGCAGUGUGCUGGACACACAGCUAUGCAAGCAGCCAGUCAGAAUGGACAUGUUGACAUUUUGAAAUUACUUCUGAAACAGAACGUGGAUGUGGAAGCGGAGGACAAAGAUGGAGACAGGGCUGUUCACCACGCAGCUUUUGGAGAUGAAGGUGCUGUGAUAGAGGUUUUGCACAGAGGCAGUGCAGAUUUGAAUGCUCGCAACAAACGCAGACAGACUCCACUUCAUAUUGCUGUUAACAAAGGUCAUUUACAAGUUGUGAAGACUUUACUGGACUUUGGCUGUCAUCCUAGUCUCCAGGAUUCUGAAGGUGACACUCCGCUCCAUGAUGCGAUAAGUAAAAAGCGUGAUGACAUCCUGGCUGUACUGUUAGAAGCUGGGGCAGAUGUUACUAUUACAAACAACAAUGGAUUUAAUGCUCUCCAUCAUGCUGCACUAAGAGGGAAUCCCAGUGCAAUGCGUGUAUUGCUGUCCAAGCUACCACGGCCAUGGAUUGUGGAUGAGAAGAAGGAUGACGGCUAUACUGCCUUACAUUUGGCAGCACUCAAUAAUCAUGUGGAAGUGGCUGAACUCUUGGUGCAUCAGGGCAAUGCUAACCUGGAUAUCCAGAAUGUAAACCAGCAAACUGCACUGCACCUUGCCGUUGAACGACAGCACACACAAAUAGUUAGGCUCUUAGUCCGUGCAGGUGCUAAACUGGAUAUUCAGGAUAAAGAUGGGGAUACUCCCCUACAUGAAGCCCUGAGGCAUCAUACUUUGUCACAGCUUCGCCAGCUCCAAGACAUGCAAGAUGUGGGCAAGGUAGAUACUGCUUGGGAGCCAUCAAAGAACACAUUAAUAAUGGGACUUGGUACCCAGGGAGCAGAGAAGAAGAGUGCAGCAUCUAUUGCCUGCUUUCUGGCAGCAAACGGAGCUGACCUCAGUAUUCGUAAUAAGAAGGGUCAGUCUCCUCUUGACCUCUGCCCUGAUCCUAGUCUCUGCAAAGCAUUGGCUAAAUGUCACAAAGAAAAAGUCAGUGGGCAGGUUGGUUCUCGAAGUCCUUCUAUGAUCAGCAAUGACUCAGAAACUUUAGAAGAAUGUAUGGUGUGUUCAGACAUGAAGAGAGAUACGUUAUUUGGCCCAUGUGGACAUAUUGCUACCUGUUCCCUCUGCUCACCACGGGUCAAGAAAUGCCUCAUCUGUAAAGAGCAAGUUCAGUCCAGAACAAAGAUUGAAGAAUGCGUGGUGUGUUCAGACAAGAAAGCAGCAGUACUCUUCCAGCCUUGUGGUCACAUGUGUGCUUGUGAGAACUGUGCAAGCCUGAUGAAGAAGUGUGUGCAGUGCCGGGCAGUGGUUGAGCGGCGAGUGCCUUUCAUUUUGUGUUGCGGAGGGAAAGGUACAGAAGAUACCACUGAUGACAUUUCAAGUGGAAACAUUCCAGUUUUACAGAAAGACAAGGACAACACCAAUGUCAAUGCAGAUGUACAGAAGCUGCAGCAGCAGUUACAAGACAUAAAGGAACAGACCAUGUGCCCUGUUUGUUUGGAUCGUCUGAAGAAUAUGAUCUUUCUCUGUGGCCAUGGAACAUGUCAGCUUUGUGGAGACCGAAUGAGUGAAUGCCCUAUAUGCCGCAAGGCUAUAGAACGAAGAAUCCUUUUGUAUUAAACAAUAAAA